Alternaria ventricosa is the source of this 1302-nucleotide messenger RNA. RefSeq lists its product as uncharacterized. NCBI's taxonomy places the organism in Eukaryota, Fungi, Ascomycota, Dothideomycetes, Pleosporales, Pleosporaceae. The transcript has 2 exons. Gene Ontology annotation, molecular function: oxidoreductase activity; NAD binding; NADP binding. The record is from RefSeq and is a predicted model, not a curated record. Bases 1 to 1302 code for a protein of 433 amino acids.
AUGUCGUCUAAACCGCAAAUCGGCUUCUGCGGCCUAGGCGCCAUGGGCAUAGGAAUGGCGACCCAUCUCGUCAAGCAAGGCUACCCCGUAACCGGUUUCGACGUCUACCCGCCUUCGCUGGAGAAAUUCAAAGCCGCAGGAGGCGUACCCUCAACCUCACUGUCCGAGUCUGCGCGUGACAAGCCGUUUUACAUCGUCAUGGUCGCCUCGGCGAUGCAGGCUCAACCCGCGCUGUUCGAUAAAGACGGCAUUGUGGGUGCGCUGCCGAAGGGAGCGACGCUCUUGUUGUGCUCGACUGUACCGAGUGCGUACGCGAAGAGUGUGGAGAAAGAGCUGGGGGAUAUUGGUCGCGAUGAUGUUUUGUUUAUUGAUGCGCCUGUUUCUGGUGGUGCGGGACGGGCUGCUGAUGGUACUUUAUCGAUCAUGGCGGGCGCGUCGUCCGCGGCGUUUUUAAAAGGGCAGUGGCUUCUAGAAGAGAUGUCUGCGCCUUCCAAGCUUUUCAUUGUUGAUGGCGGGGUUGGGGCUGGCAGCAAUAUGAAGAUGGUUCAUCAGGUGCUUGCCGCUAUUCAGAUCCUGUCUCUGAGCGAAGCAUAUGGGUUCGCUGCUCGACUGGGUUUGAACGGACAGGAUGUGUACGACAAGGUACUCGGGAGUACGGGGUGGAGUUGGAUGUUUGAGAAUAGGAGUCAGAGGACGCUGAAGGAGGAUUAUUUCCCCGGAGCGAGUGCUGUGACGAUUAUCCUCAAGGACACCGGAAUCAUAACAUCCACAUCCCGCAGCGUCUCCUUCCCAUCAACCCUCUGCUCCGCCGCAGAACAAGUCUACUUCUCCGCCCUCGACCGCGGCUGGGGCGCCAACGACGACGCCGGCCUCGUCCGCCUCUGGACCUCCGACCCCGUUACCAGCAUCACCACCACCCUCUCCUCCGAAGAGAAAGAAGCGAAACUCCAACUCGUAGUCAACCUGCUUACAGGCAUCCACCUCGUCUCCGCCGCCGAAGCCAUCUCGCUAGCCAAACACGUCGGUAUCCCAUUACCGCAGUUCUACGAGCUGGCGUGUGAUGCCGCGGGUGGAAGCGCGAUGUUCAAGGAUGUGGGGGAGAAGAUGGUUGCGGUGCUGGAGGGGAAGGAGGAUGGGAAGGGGGCUGUGCUGGGGGGGUAUGCGGAGAGUUUGAGGAUGGCGGUGGAGGAGUCGCAGAAGAUCAAGUGUCCUGUGUAUCUUGGUACUGGGGCGUUGAAUCUGUUGUUGCAGACGGGGCGGGAGUUGAGUUUGGGGGCGUUGCUUAAGUGCUAUAUGCCGUAG